AGGGGAGGCGGAGUCAACGGCAGUAUGGUCUGGGACGCGGAAGAGGGAAGACGCAGGUGUGUUGCUCUGUGUUGCUGAUCGCCCUUGCUCGCGUCGCUUUCACCUGCCAGCCUCCCACACGCGACUCUCCUCUCAAACACGUUGCCGCGUCGCCACCACUACCUCCACUACUUUUCAAAGGCUCUAGUUAAAGUGCCUAGGGGUUCUUAAGGGUGUUUUUACGGUUCUAGUGACAGAUUAAUGAGGUUUCGACAUGACUAAGAGGAACAGCAGUCUUGUGGAGGUGGCUAAUCGUCUCUGUGGCCUUUGAAAAUUGUCUCGGUGAUUCACAGUGAGGGAGAGAGACCGGAUCGUUUCAAAAUAAGUAUCUUGCGCGCUGGGACUUCAACGACAGCUUGUAAUCGCGUAUGGGACGGAAUGAACGCGUGAUAUUAACGUUUAAGCGAUAGAAGGAGACAACAAGAGAAAGACAGAGAGGAGAAACCAGAGGAAGAGAGAGGGAAUGGAAAAAUAGGAAAAGAAAGAUUAGUGCUAGAAACUUAAGUGCAUUUUAACACCUUGGACAGACUACAUGCCCCCUGCCGCGCCCCCAGCCAAGGCCACACAGGGGCGCGGCGACCCCCCUGCCAGAUGACCGCCGCUCCCCUGCCACUCCUGAAGCAGUCAUGAAAUUCUUGUUCAGGAAGAAAUGCAAACAAGGGAAGAACUACGUGGAGAAGCUGCCGUGGGUGGCCAUCCAGAGCGACCUGCUGGAGGUGACUCUCGGCAGUCGCGGGGGCAGCCGCAGCACUAGCCCGGGCCCGGAGGAGGGCGGGGCGGGCGGGGCAUGGUGUGUGAGGGUGUGCCUGCUGAGGCUGGUGCAAUUCGCACUCCUGCUGGCCACGCUCGCUACUGUGGCAAACUUCGUGGCCUCCGCCCUGCUGGCCGCCCCCGUCCCACGCCCACGCCCGCUACUUCCGCCCGUGUCUGAGGACGCCCUGCCACACGCCUCCCCGGCCACCCUCCUUGAUUUGGACGACUUCGAACUGCUGCACGAGGCCGAGGCCGCCUGUCGCCCCGCACGCCUCUUCUUCCUCUUCCUCGUGCACUCCCGACCCGACCACUUCCUCCAGCGCCAGGCCAUCCGCGCUACGUGGGGCGGCGCCCGGGACCUGGGCGAGGGCUGGGCCACCCGCACCGUGUUUCUGCUGGGGCGCGGCGGCGGUGGCGACGGCAACAGUGUGGCCCCGGAGAGCAGCGUGUUUGACGUGGAGGGCGUGGUGGCGCGGGAGGCGGCGCGGCACGGGGACCUGGUGGUGGGCUCCUUCGUGGACCACUACCACAACCUCACCUACAAACACGUGAUGGCGCUGCGGUGGGCGGCGCGGCGCUGCUCCCACGCUAUCUUCCUAGUUAAGGCGGACGACGACGCCUUCAUCGAUGUGCCGGCGCUGAGGGCGCUGCUGGGCCGCACCUUCAGCGUGCCUCCGCCGCGCCGCACGCUGGCCUGCAACGCUCUCCCUGCAGGUACACAGCCUCAGCGGAGUGGCAAGUGGGCGGUGAGCCGCGAGGCAUACCCAUGGGUGGAAUAUCCACGCUAUUGUGCAGGCCUGGCCUACCUAGUGACGCCCACGGUGGCUGAUUUGCUGGCACGCGCGGCACAAGCGGAGGUGGCGCCCAGGGUGUGGGUGGACGAUGUGUGGGUGACGGGACUCCUGGCCGAGGCACUUGACCUGCGGCCUCACUACCUCAACCUGCGCUACUCCUACGACCACGACGAGGUGGCCCAGUGGGCGGCCAGUGCGCGCCCUGCUGCUCCGCCGCCCUACACCUUCGUACACCUGGACGCCGCUCGCCCAGACUGGCGAUCCACACUCGACACGCUGUGGAGUCACGCCCUCACCGUGCACACCUCCCUGGUGCCCAAUGCCACCGCCACAGAACCGUCCGCGGCGUCGUAGCAGCGGGGGCUGCAGUGACUCUGUGCCAAAGUGCGUACAAACAACAAUAAUGAACUUGACCUGCAGCCUGUGUCACCCCAGGGCCGCACCAGCCCUCCCCGGAAGCACCGCCGCAGCCUGGGGGCGGUCACGACCUCCGCGACCUUGGAUGGCGGGUCGCUGACUUUCCGCAUGACGCUGAAUCAGCUCCAGAGGCCAACGCUGAUGUGGGAAGCAGAUGACCCGCCGUCACAGGCGGCUGGCCCGCCACCCCCCACCCCGGCUUCUGUUGACACGAGCCGCCCCGCAACCACCGCUGUGACGCGCCACCGUACUGCCACGCAAGCGCGGAAGCUGGGAGGUCAUUUUCCAGACGACAGCCGUGGGCCGGUGGCCGGCGAGGGGCGGGGGCUGCUGACCCGCCAGCCUGUAUCGCCAAAACUUGAUAAUCAUGUCACGGCACGGCGCGCAGGCUCGCACCUCUCGUUCCGUGCCUGACACUCCGCCGCGGCCCGCCAGGCACGCCCGUUAGGCAGCGCCACGGCGCCGCUGGCACCCAUGCAGCCAUGCAGGCACCGUGCAUGCGUGACACACACACAGGUAACGCUUACCUAACAAGCGCUCGUCUCGCGCGCCUAAUCAACCGCCGCUAACAAAAUCCGCGACCUCCUCUCGUACAGAACGCCAAGCAUUGGACGCCCCGCCCCACCAUGACCGUGCACUGGCGGCCCCCGAUCGGUGGAGGCCCGGGCUGGCGUGGGCGUAGCGUGGUGGGCAUGAGAGACCGUGGGGGGAAAGUGUGCACACGUAAAGAAGAACAUUAACCUUUCACCACGCCGCCAUCACACUCCUCCCUUCCGCCCAUAACCCCCUCCCUGCCCUUCCACCCUCCGCACUGCUCCCAUCACCCCCUCCCUGCCCCGUUCACCUUCUUCCCAUACUCCACCCAAUUAGCCGCCCUGCCCACCUUCCUCGCCUCAUCCUUCAACCGAUCCUUGGCCCCCACGUCACCCCUGCCUUCCCUGCCCUGCCCUCCCUGCCCUCCCUCCCUCCUCCACCCCCACACACUGACUAAUCUGUGAUAUGUAAUUAUAUGUUCAAUAAAACACAUGAGAACU
Molecule: messenger RNA, 3037 nt
Organism: Portunus trituberculatus (swimming crab)
Lineage: Eukaryota; Metazoa; Arthropoda; Malacostraca; Decapoda; Portunidae
Product: acetylgalactosaminyl-O-glycosyl-glycoprotein beta-1,3-N-acetylglucosaminyltransferase-like
Exons: 2
Coding region: 666-1940 (424 amino acids)
Cellular component (GO): membrane
Molecular function (GO): hexosyltransferase activity
Source: RefSeq, a predicted model, not a curated record